GCGAAGGCGACAACGUCAUCAGUUGGGGGAAUCCUCUAGUGCAACUCCAUUUGUGAUGGAAGAAUAAUGUAAUGAUCCAAUUAGAGAUAUGGUUAUGGAUGCAAAUUUACACGAUAUGGAAUAUAAUAUGAAUGAACAAGCCAGUGAUGAGCCAAUCUUUGAGGAGGCAAUGGGAGAUGCAAAGGAAUUUUUUGAUCUUCUACAAGCUGCUGACAUGCCACUUUAUGAUGGAUGUGAUGAUGGUGAUACAAUACUAAAGUGGGUGUCUCAUUUUUUGAAUGCAAAGACAUUCUAUAAUAUGAGUGUGGCUAAUUGGGAUUAUAUGUUAAAAUGUACUAGAAGAUGGAUGAAGCCAGAGAAUCGGGAUAGAAUUCCAAAAGAUUUUUAUAGUGCUAAAAAGAUGAUGAAGCGCUUCAGUCUGGAUUAUAAGAAGUAUGAUGUUUGUGUUAAUAAUUGCUUCUUGUAUUAUGGUGAAUAUGAAAACAAAAACUACAUCGCCUGUCCAAUAUGUGGUGAACCUCGUUAUAAACAUGGACAUGUGCAACAAAAUCAACAUAUACCAAGGAAGUCAUUGUGGUAUCUCCCGAUUACACCUAGACUCAAAAGGUUGUACAUGUGUAGAAAAACUGCUGAACACAUGAUAUGGCACUUGAAUUGUGGUGGUGUAUCUGAAAAGAUUAUGCAUCUUGCCGGUGCUGAGGCAUGGAAACACUUCGAUCGCACUUACCCCGACUUUGCAUCAGAUCCAAGGAAUGUCAGGCUUGGAUUGUGCACAGAUGGGUUCACUUCAUUUGGGCAUACAUUCGCCCCGUAUUCAUGUCCUCAAAGUCCUGGAAAAAACAUUGAUGUUUUGCUACGGCCACUGAUUGAUGAAUUAAAGGAACUUUGGUAUAACGGGGUGAAGACAUAUGAUAGUUUUAGGCAUGAACAUUUCAUUAUGAGAGCAGCACUUAUGUGGACAAUUACUGACUUCCCUGGAUAUGUGAAUUGCUUACCUGGAUCAUGUAAGGGUGACAAAUCUGUUAACGUUGCCACCCAAAAGCCUACCAGAAAAAAUCAAUCUCAAGCAACUGGAUCUUCUAGUACUAUUGUCCAAGAGAGCCCGAUGGAGACACGUGAUAAUAGCAGUGACACUGAUUCAAGUGCAACCUCGCCUCCUCACCCAAAAAAGGGGCGAGGUAUUGCUAAACUGCAAAAAAUUCCAGAGGAUCCAUCCCAAAAGCUGAGCAUAGGAAACUGGAAUGGGAAAAAAUUACCUAAACAAGUUCGAAGGGAGAUUUCAAUCAUUCUUAAGUCCAAUAUGCGAGAUGCAUAUACAGGUUGGGGCUCAAUAUCGCGUGAGCACAAAGACGUAUAUUGGCAAGAUUUUUGGAAUAGAUAUGAGUGGGAGCCCGCUUAUGAGGAUGCUGUGCAUACCGCAUUUUUAAAAGUUUGUGAAAAGAGAUAUAAUCGGAUGAUGAUUGAUAUCCAAACUUCAUGUAGAAAAAAUAAUUUUACUGAAAAGAAAACCUACAUGUCUGAUGAGAUUUGGGAGAAGUUAAAAUACAAAUGGACGGAGGACCCUCAAUUCAAUGCGCGGAGAGAGCAAGCGAAGCUAAAUCGAGCCAAAGGCCCCAGGGAAAGAUUAAAUGCAGAGGCUGGUCUAAAAUAUGGAGAGGAUAGCACUACAUGGCCAACAACAGUCGAUGCCCAGCUUUUAUCCCAAGUUUCGGGUGGACCAUCAAAGGAUGGGCGAUUGUACGGCAUGCCUAUGUACAUGGACCCUGAAGAGCAAGGGGUGUCAUAUCGAAAGUAUCCUCGGCACAUUAUACCUAGUAAUUCUGUUCAAUCAUCCCAACAAGUGGUGCAGUUACAACAAACCGUAACAGUAUUACAUGAGAAUCAACAGACACUGGAAGAGAAGUUUGAAAGGAUGGAGAGAAUGCUUUUUAUGAUGCAGGGAGGGAUGCAGGGAUGGAUGCAAGGAGAAUGAGGGGCUGGGACAAGUGGGGGAGCAUAAUAGGCGUUGCUCUCAGUUGAUCUUUGUAUCAAAACAUCUUGUUCUAUUAUAUAUUUUAGGUAUGUACGAGAUUAAGGCAUUAAGAUUAAGUAAUUAGUAUGUUAGGUCAUAAAUUGUUUAAUUAUGG
Molecule: messenger RNA, 2126 nt
Organism: Rubroshorea leprosula
Lineage: Eukaryota; Viridiplantae; Streptophyta; Magnoliopsida; Malvales; Dipterocarpaceae
Source: the annotation of a GenBank genome assembly